This is a messenger RNA of Pecten maximus, 1482 nucleotides long. RefSeq lists its product as uncharacterized. Gene Ontology annotation, cellular component: site of double-strand break; nucleus; Smc5-Smc6 complex. Lineage: Eukaryota; Metazoa; Mollusca; Bivalvia; Pectinida; Pectinidae. The record is from RefSeq and is a predicted model, not a curated record. Gene Ontology annotation, biological process: double-strand break repair via homologous recombination. Gene Ontology annotation, molecular function: damaged DNA binding; single-stranded DNA binding. The coding region runs from base 1 to 1482 and encodes 493 amino acids. The transcript has a single exon.
AUGGAGACAGAGGCUAAAAUUACACAACUUUCUCUAAAAGAAGCUAGCGACACAGACUCGGCAAAAUGCACAACAUUCUCUGAAGUCAGGGACAGGGAGGCGAGUACUACACAACGUUCUUUGAAGGCAGACACACAAAAAGCGAGUAUAACACUACGUUCUCUGAAGGCAGACACACAAAAAGCGAGUAGUACAAUACGUUCUCUGAAGGCAGACACACAAAAAGCGAGUAGUACACUACGUUCUCUGAAGGCAGACAAACAAAAAGCGAGUAGUACAAUACGUUCUCUGAAGGCAGACACACAAAAAGCGAGUAAUAUACAACGUUCUUUGAAGGCAGACACACACAAAGCGAGUAGUACAAUACGUUCUUUGAAGGCAGACACACAAAAAGCGAGUAGUACAAUACGUUCUUUGAAGGCAGACACACAAAAAGCGAGUAGUACAAUACGUUCUUUGAAGGCAGACACACAAAAAGCGAGUAAUACACUACGUUCUCUGAAGGCAGACACACAAAAAGCGAGUAGUACAAUACGUUCUCUGAAGGCAGACACACAAAAAGCGAGUAAUACACUACGUUCUCUGAAGGCAGACAAACAAAAAGCGAGUAGUACACUACGUUCUCUGAAGGCAGACACACAAAAAGCGAGUAGUACAAUACGUUCUCUGAAGGCAGACACACAAAAAUCGAGUAGUACACUACGUUCUCUGAAGGCAGACAAACAAAAAGCGAGUAGUACAAUACGUUCUUUGAAGGCAGACACACAAAACGCGAGUAAUAUACAACGUUCUUUGAAGGCAGACACACAAAAAGCGAGUAGUACACUACGUUCUCUGAAGGCAGACACACAAAAAGCGAGUAAUAUACAACGUUCUUUGAAGGCAGACACACAAAAAGCGAGUAGUACAAUACGUUCUCUGAAGGCAGACAAACAAAAAGCGAGUAGUACACUACGUUCUCUGAAGGCAGACACACAAAAAGCGAGUAGUACAAUACGUUCUUUGAAGGCAGACACACAAAAAGCGAGUAAUACACUACGUUCUCUGAAGGCAGACACACAAAAAGCGAGUAGUACAAUACGUUCUCUGAAGGCAGACACACACAAAGCGAGUAAUAUACAACGUUCUUUGAAGGCAGACACACAAAAAGCGAGUAAUACACUACGUUCUCUGAAGGCAGACACACAAAAAGCGAGUAGUACAAUACGUUCUCUGAAGGCAGACACACAAAAAGCGAGUAGUACAAUACGUUCUUUGAAGGCAGACACACAAAAAGCGAGUAGUACAAUACGUUCUUUGAAGGCAGACACACAAAAAGCGAGUAGUACAAUACGUUCUCUGAAGGCAGACAAACAAAAAGCGAGUAGUACAAUACGUUCUCUGAAGGCAGACAAACAAAAAGCGAGUAGUACACUACGUUCUCUGAAGGCAGACACACAAAAAGCGAGUAAUAUACAACGUUCUUUGAAGGCAGGGAUAUAA